UCAUCCAUUUUUUUGUCUUUUUUAUUUUGUCUUCUUUUUUAUUUUUGCAAUUAUACAUCUUUUUUAUUCUCUAUAUUUUGCAUUAAACACCCAUUUUUAGUACCCAGUGUACGCGUCCACACACAACAACCAUUAAAUCCAGCACAAAACAGCUACUUUGCUCAAUGAUUUUUAACUUUAAACGACUUACUGGGCUGUCCAAUUUAAAUCCUGAGCUCAUACGGCAGUUUACAAAAGAGUCACUGCAUACCUUGAUAUCGGUAGCAGCCAUAGUAGUAGUUGUUAUCUGGAUGAUGAUGUGCCAGGGCUGGUCCGACACACGAUGGGCGCGGUGGCGGAACCCCGGAGAGACGCACACAGUGCCGCUAAAUGAUAUGAUUUUGAGCCAUAUUUCAUACGCACAUGUUCGCAAGGGCUGGAUCUGCGACACUCUAAUAAACACCUCUGCCGUAAUAUGUGUAGCAGGCAAUAUUCUGAUGGCACGCGGGUGGCGGGCGCGGCUAGUAAUGCUGCGGCGACUAGCAUGGAUAAUCUCCAUUCUGUAUCUCCUGCGGUCCAUCACCAUCUCGGUAACCACUAUACCGCCACCCAUCAUUGACUGCGUGCCGCUGCUCGUUGACGACGCCGGGAGCAUGCUGAGGGCGAUUUUUGGCAUGCUUUCUGGCGAAAGAAAAGAGUGCACGGAUAUGGUAUUUUCGGGACACACUAUUAUUUUGCUUAUUUCUUUUUUGUUCUGGACCAAAUACGCGCGCCAUUGGUCCUUUGUUGUUUACAGCGCCAUACAUACGGUGGUGGGAAUUGCCAGCGUGCUGUUGGUGCGUUAUCACUAUACGUUGGAUGUGAUUUUGGCCGCGGUGAUCACGUCUUUUGUUCACCACAUGUACUAUCGCGCCCUGGACUCUGCCGUGCGCCAGCGGUUGGCUGUGGACCGCCGUAUGCGCUGCAAUGCAAUAUUUGGUAAGGGCGCGUUUGCUGGAUCUGGAAAAAAUACCCACGGUAGUGGCUUUGCGUAUAACCGCGUUGCAUCUGAGGAUAACGCGGAAUUUGUCCACAGCAACACUGAGCAUAUCGAUAUUUCAUCGCCACGUGCUAAUUUUUCAGUCGAACUUGGACUUGGACUUGCACAAGAGCAGGUUUAUAGCACUGUGCUGACGCUGGCAUCAAAUACGCCGGCGCAGAAUACCGUAGCGACCCUUUUCGAAAUUCCCAAUGGCUCCGAUGAUAUUGAGAAGGCGCUGGGCGCAGCGUUGGAGUCGGAAAAUUUGCACUCGGCGGGCUUGGUUUACGACAAGGACAUUGAUAUUUAUCAUCAGGACAUGCUGCUGAUCAACAGGCCAUUGAGCAAAUGCCUUUCUGCUGCCGUGGCAUGGAUGGAUGGCCUGCACUUGCGCUGAUAUUCACACCUUUUUAAUUACUUUUUUUAAAAAAAUUUACUUCUUGACAA
Molecule: messenger RNA, 1444 nt
Organism: Kickxella alabastrina
Lineage: Eukaryota; Fungi; Kickxellomycota; Kickxellomycetes; Kickxellales; Kickxellaceae
Exons: 1
Coding region: 165-1394 (409 amino acids)
Biological process (GO): ceramide biosynthetic process
Cellular component (GO): Golgi membrane; endoplasmic reticulum membrane
Molecular function (GO): ceramide cholinephosphotransferase activity; sphingomyelin synthase activity
Source: RefSeq, a predicted model, not a curated record